CUUUUUUUUUUCUUUUUUCUUUCUUCUUUUUUCUUUUUUUAAUUUCAUAUAUCAUCAUAUAGACCUUGAUAUAUGACCCAUUGUUAUAUAUAUAUAUAGACGACAUUAAUCAACAUGGAUUCUAGAACCGCACCUUUACGACCUUUUGUACUUUUCUGUGUAGUAAUUGCAUCGUUGGGAGCUUUGAAUAAUGGAUUUAACACAAGUGCUUUGAAUAUUCCUGGUGACUAUGUCAAGCAAUGUCCUGGUGUUCCUUCUGGUGUCAUUACUUAUUAUCCAAAUUCAAGUUUACCUCAAUGUAUUCCCAUGGAUCCCUGGAUUUGGGGUGUGGCCACCGGUAUGUUUGCAGUGGGAGGUCUUCUUGGAGCUAUUUUAUCAGCCCCAUUGGCACGCAAAUUCGGACGACGAGAUUCAAUGAUGCUGAUGAAUGUAACCUUCUUUAUUGGGGCAGUGCUACUUUCAACAUCGACGACGAGUGCACAAUUUGCGAUUGGGCGAAUCUUUGUUGGCAUGGGGGCGGGAUUUAUGACGGUAGUAGUAUCCUUGUAUAUUGCUGAAGUGUCACCUCCUAAAUAUCGUGGUGCUCUUGGUUCCGUAUUACAACUGUUUGUGACGUUUGGGAUCUUGAUCAUUGAAUGUAUUGGUCUGGGUUUAUCCUCCUCAAUCGGUUGGCGUGUGGUGUGUGUGAUGACAGUGGCACCUGCUAUCAUUCAAAUGGUUUGUUUACCUUUCUUACCUCGAUCACCUCGCUGGUUGGUCACCAACAAUCGUGUGGAUGAAGCUCGAUCAGAAAUGCUCCGGUUACGUAAUGGCAAUAUUGAUGAAGAAUACAAUGAUAUGUUGGCUACCUUGAUUCAAGAUUAUGAUGAAAAGAAUGUUUUGGAAAAGGAUUCCGUUACUGAUGUACCCCACAACAACAACAACAAUACCACCGAUACCAAUCUAUCCAUUUUACAACUCUUGUCUAUUCCCGUCCUUCUUCGUUUAACAUUGAAAAUGAUGGUGGUUCAUGCUGCCGGUCAACUCACUGGGAUCAAUGCCAUUAUGUAUUAUUCAACCUCCAUCUUCCAAAACUCAUUUGGUGACAAUGCUCGGUAUGUAACUGUAGGUGUGGCGGCUUUGAACGUGGCCUUGACCAUCUUGGCUCUUGGCUUGAUUGAUCGAUUGGGACGCAAGAUCUUAUUGUUUAUCUCUGCUGUGGGUAUGUGUUUAUUCAGUGUCUUGAUGACCAUUGGUCUCAAGUAUGAAAUCUCUCCUUUACAAGUCAUUUGUGUCAUGAUGUUUGUUGCCGCUUAUGCUAUUGGUCUUGGUGUGAUUCCUUUUGUCAUCACUGCUGAAGUAUAUCCUACUUAUGCCGUUGGUACUGCCAGUUCUAUUGCUUUGGUGAUUAAUUGGUUAUGUAAUUUUAUCAUUGGUCUCAUCUUUCCUACACUUCAAACUGCUUGUGGUCCUUAUGUCUUCUUGAUCUUUGCCGGUAUCACUUUUGUCGUUGCCAUCUUUGUCUUUGCCUUUGUACCUGAAACAAAACAAAAAUCCAUCGAUCAAUUGGGUCAUGAAUUGGGCUGGGCCGAUUUGGACCUCUCUACUUAUUUCGAUAAAAACAAACAAUAGUAUAUCAUUAUAUAGAUUUUCUUUAACAAUCAUUUCAAUAAAUAUUUUUUUUUUUUUAUA
Messenger RNA from Halteromyces radiatus, 1671 nucleotides. Its product is annotated as general substrate transporter. NCBI's taxonomy places the organism in Eukaryota, Fungi, Mucoromycota, Mucoromycetes, Mucorales, Cunninghamellaceae. The transcript is spliced from 3 exons. Gene Ontology annotation, cellular component: membrane. Gene Ontology annotation, molecular function: hexose transmembrane transporter activity. The record is from RefSeq and is a predicted model, not a curated record. The coding region runs from base 115 to 1611 and encodes 498 amino acids. Gene Ontology annotation, biological process: monosaccharide transmembrane transport.